Asterias rubens (European starfish) is the source of this 3993-nucleotide messenger RNA. RefSeq names its product filamin-C-like. The record is from RefSeq and is a predicted model, not a curated record. The transcript is spliced from 19 exons. Bases 526 to 3822 code for a protein of 1098 amino acids. Gene Ontology annotation, molecular function: actin filament binding. Gene Ontology annotation, biological process: actin cytoskeleton organization. NCBI's taxonomy places the organism in Eukaryota, Metazoa, Echinodermata, Asteroidea, Forcipulatida, Asteriidae.
ACAUUCAUUUGCAGCUGAUAUUGGGUUUCGGUAAAUUUGCAGAUUUGGAUGAAUUUAGCAGUUUCGGUUUGUUGAGAUUACAUUUUGAUUCGUACUGAUUGCUUUUAUUUCUGAGCGCUCUGGACAAAGUAUUUAUUGGUCCAGAUAGUGACAGUUUUUUAUCGUACACUUUUAGAAAGCGCGGUAUAAAACAACAUCUCAUUUUGAAUGAAGGAAAAUGGCGAGUAAAGUUGACAGUUUAUCUACAUAUUAUUAUUAUGUUUUCUGUGUAAUUCUGCUAUGUUCACGGUGAGUAACUCUGCAAAUACAGUGGAGUAAAUUUAUUACCGUCUUGUGGUGCUUUCCCUUCUCUGGUUUAUCUCUCGACGGAACGCGGUGGUAUUUACUCAAGGGGAAGGAAACAAGAAGUUGCAGUAGAUCCGGAUUCAGAUAUCUCCAAUUUAAACUACGACAGUUUGAAGCGAAAUACGUCGAUAAUUGUGCUUUAACUUUAAGUCGGGAGUUACUUUAACGAAAUCAAGCAUCAUGUUCACAUCGAAAUCUCCUGAGAUCAUGACGCUGCCUGCUCCUGGGAGCGAAUCAGGAGCGACCCAGCAGUCACCCGAUACCAAGCCCACUGAAGUAUGGGACGCACAGGCGCAAAGAUGGGUUGAAAUCCAACAGAAAACAUUCAUGAAUUGGUGUAACGAACAACUCAAACCGACCGGGAAACGCAUCGAGAACUUCCGGACGGAUCUUGAAGAUGGGUUGGUCUUGAUAGCCUUGGUUGAACAGCUGACAUCUUCAACUGGCGGGGCACUUUAUAAGAGACAAGGUCGCUAUUGUAAGUACCCAAAGAUGAGAGCCCAGAAACUGGAGAAUGUCACCCAUGCAUUGCAGAUGAUUGAGAAAGAAGGGAUCAAACUCGUUAACAUCGGAACUGAAGAUGUAGUGGAGGGUAAUGUUAAGCUGAUCUUAGGAUUAAUAUGGCGCUUAAUCCAGAAGUAUCAGAUUAGUACUGGAUCAAAGCAGACUAAGGUACCAAGCAAGAAAUCCAUGCUUAAUUGGAUAGAUGCUGUACUUCCAGACAGACACAUUUCAAACUUCACUACAGAUUGGAACGAUGGAACUGCACUCAGUGCCUUGAUAAACUACUGCGACCCAACACUGAUGACAAACUUCAAAUCUCUGAACCCUUCCAAUUCCCGUGAGAACUGCACCCACGCCAUGCAGAUGGCUAAAGAUAAAUUUGAAGUUCCAAUGAUUGUAUCUCCUGAAGACAUGUGCCAUCCUCAGAUUGAUGAGCUUAGUGGAAUGACGUACUUAUCAUACUUUCUAAGGACAGAGGGACCGGGAUGGUACAGCACACUCAACUGGGUGCGGAAGAAAGUACCAGAGCUUAAUGUUCAUAACUUUCAGAGUGAUUGGAAUGAUGGGCGUGUCUUAUGUGCUUUAGCUCAGGCUGUAGCAGAAGGAACAUGUCCUGAAUGGAGGGACCUCAACAAAAAUGACAAACUGGCCAACUGCCAAAAAGGUCUUGAAGCAGGCAAGAAACUUGGCAUUAAACCCACCCUGAGUGCUAGGGAGUUUACUACCCCUGAUGUAGAUGAACUUGGGGUUAUGUCCUAUGCUGCUCGCUUCCAACACACUGCACCCUGGCCAAAAGAAAACUCUUACGUCUUAAGUGAACCCCCACCACCCAAGGUACACUGGGCGGAGUGUGUCCAGUUAACAAGCGUUCAAGUACAAGACAAAGUCACUCCAGGACACAAUGCUUUGAAGAACACAAUACAUGGCAUUGUUAAUGUUCCAGUUGUUCUGAGACUGCAUGUGAUUAAUACUAAAGCCACCCUCAAGGAUAUCAGAGCAGAACUUCAAGCCCCUGGGCAGCCAGUUGCUAUCUCCUUAAAGGCACUAGCAAGUGAUCAAGUUGAUCUGACAUUUGUACCUCUGCAAGAAGGACUCCACAAGUUGUCAAUAUGGUGUCGAGAUGACGUCAUUGAUGGCUUUCCAAUUAAUCUCAUGAUUGAACCUGACAAAGCGUCUUUUCCAAAGAAUAUCCGUAUUGGUACAAUGUCAUCAGCAUCAGUCGGAGAACAGUUACAGUUCCAAGUUGACGUGUCCGAUGCUGGUUAUGGUGAACUUCUAGUUGAGAUUAAUAAUGGCUUCAACCAGUUACCUGUACGCAUUGUAAGACAAGGAAAGGUGUUCACUGUACACACACAGGCCAAGGAAUGCGGCACUUACAAUGUGUUUAUCAAAUGGAAUGGAGAAGACAUUACAGAGGACCCUAUGAAGAUUGAGGUUCAUGAUGCAUCACAAUGUGUAGCAACUGGAGAAGGGUUAUCUAGGGCUAAGGAAGAUCAACCUGCAGUCUUUACUGUAGAUACACGCAGUGCUGGAAAGGGAGAACUCAGAGUCAUUGUGGAAGGUCCUCACUCUAUUGCUAAGUGCAGUAUUGAUAAGAACACCAGUGGGACCUACACAGUCACCUAUAUACCAGUUGAAGUUGGGCUAUUUAGCAUUAAAGUCACAUGGAAUGGCAAAGACAUCUAUGGGAGUCCGUUCCAUCCCAAAGUGACGGAUCCGAGAAAGGUCCGAGUUGUUGGUGGUCAUGUCCCUGGAAUGGGAGACAAUGGAAUCAUUAACAUGACACAUAGAAAGGCUUAUCUAUUGGAGCUCAGUACAGCGGAGGCAGGACCAGGCAAGAUGGUGGCUGACUUACAGUUGCCUAGCAACAGACGAGUGCAUUUGCCGAUAGAGUUAGAGGCAGAUGGCCGAGCAACCAUGCGAUUCGUCCCUGAAGAAGAAGGUGACUACAUGCUGAGAAUACUUUGGAACGACCACUUGAUCAAAGGUUCCCCGUACAGGAUGACAUGCAGACAGAAGCGGGUACCAGUGGACCAUACAAGAGUCCGAUGUCAUGGCCCAGGUUUGCAACAGAGUAAAGUCUCACAGCUGAGUGAGUUCUUCAUCGACGGCUCCCAGGCAGGGCCAGGUGUACCUAACCUCAGGAUGAGUGGGGUCAAGUCUGAUAUCAUGGUCACCCUCAUCCCCCAAGGGAACAACAUCUACAAGGCAGUAUUCACCCCUGACAUUGCAGGUGCGUACCUGCUUCAUUUGACAUGGUCAGACAGACAGGUUCCUGGAUCACCAUUCAAGCUUAAUGUUGCUGAUGCUGCUCAUGCUAACCGUGUCCAUGCAAGCGGUGCAGCCCUUAAGACCAUCGUUGCUAAUCAGACGUCUAGACUCGUUAUUGAUAGCAGAGAGGCUGGAUCAGGUGAGUUAACAGCUCGUUGCGUUGGUCCCAACACAAUGGCAGAGGUUCACAUUGGUGAUAAUCGCAACGGAACAUACUCUCUACUGAUCUCACCAUCUGAACCUGGACGACACACUCUGGAAGUCAAGUAUGGAGAGGAUCACAUACAAGGGAGUCCAUUUCUCCUUCGAGUAGCAGCGCCACCUGAUGCCAGUAAAGUAAGAUGUUUUGGACCUGGUCUUGAACAUGGUAUACUGUCAUCAUUUAACGGCCGUUUCAUCUGUGAGACAAAAGGUGCUGGGGCAGGACAACUCAAAGUACGAAUUCAUGGCCCAAAAGGUGCCUUUAAGGUUGAGAUGAGACGCAGUGAUACAAAGGAUCGUACGAUCGAUGUUCGCUAUAACCCCAAUGAGAGCGGCGAGUACGCCAUCCAGGUCAAAUGGUCAGAUAAACAUGUUCCUGGUAGUCCAUUUAUAGUUAAAGUGGUAGAGAAUCGUGAAGAACUACACGCCCUGAAAAGAGACAUGGCUAACGGGAGACAGUCCAGUAAAGACAUGACUAACGGAUGGUCUGAAGAAAUUUGAGUAAAAUCAGCUGGACAAUCAAAGUGAACAUUAUUUCAUUACAGGUUUGGAAUUGAUUGGGGUCUGGGACUAAUCAAAGUUAUUUUGACUUGUUUACAAAAGUCUUAAUAUAUAUAGUUUGUAACUUUUUUUGUUGAGCUGCUGCUUGUACUUUGACAUGCAUGUAAAAAG